AUGGCCAAUGACACGCAGCCUCUGUCUUCAGCGUUUCUACCUUACCUGCAUCAUCACAUCUGUCUUCCCCCAAAGGUACCGUAUGCAAAUGAUGCUGGAGAUGAGAAAGGACAGCUUGCUUUAUUGAAUUUUGUGGUCGACCAGAGCCGUGAUUUCCGGGACAGACUGCCUGAAGAAUAUUACAAAGCAUGGACAGCAGUAUACCGCGCGUUGCGAGUAUGCCGGAGGCUGCAUGGGGAUGCAGACGCAUUGACAAAAGAGUCUUUACAGGUGGCGGUCCGAGAUAUGAUUGAAUCCGACACUCUAUUUUUGCAUAUCGCCACCCAAAAUGCAGGCCUUCUUAUUCGCAAAGAUAGCUCAGAAUACGUGGUCGAGGUCUUUGAAGCGUCAGCGUCUACAGCAGAAGUGCUAGCAGCCGAGAGUGCAUUACAAUGGAAUCUGCCAAGCAGAGCAAUCGCGAUCGACCUUGCAACCUUCGAGAAUCCAGAAUUUCAGACGCAGCUAAUCAUGUUCAUUGAUACCGCCAGCAGCGAGAGUGUUAAGCGCUUCGUACCAACAGUCUCGAAAGGAGGCGCAAAGGUUUAUGAAAGCCGUGAUGCUGUCAGCCCUGCUGUUAUCAGUCAACUUUUGCUGGCCAUAUUAGAGGCAAACGGUCACAAGAAAUGCGUUCCCCUUACUCGUAAAAUGGUUCACGAUGAAGUCACUUGGUCCGAAGGGGCCAAAGACCCAUGGCGUCGGAACCCGCUCUGGUUCGUUAUACGUGUCGCCGUACAACGUUCCCUCUGUACACUUCUUGGCGGCAGUAUGGGAACAGCGCACUACAAGCUUUUUACGUGCUCCCUUAUGGCUACCUUGCUCAAAGAUUCGCUCAGGGUAUCUCGCUUUUCGGUCGACAAAAUAACACAUGCUCGAGCGAAAUUAGCACGCCGGCUGGAUAAAUUGACCCAGGAAAUGGCUGUCCCAACUUCAAACCUGGGUCUUAGCAUUGCAGGUGUCUUCCCAAUAUUCGAGCCGUCUAUGAGCCGCAUAUUACAAGAUGUAAACACGGAGCUUGAAGAGCAAUGGAAGUACGCUCGGUCACAGGCCUUGAAGCGCAUCCUUCCAUUGCCUACACGUGCUGACCAGAAAAGUACUACGUUGCUGCUUCCUCACAGCAGACCACAGUUGACGCAGAUCCGACUUCUUUCAUCUGCGACGGCAGUGCUUCAACCUGUGGACAUUGCUGCUCGGUCUCGAGAAAUGUUUAAGAACAGAAUGGCUAGCAAGCUUCCAAUGAAGACCACUCUAGAUGUAAUGGGCUACGUUGAAUUAGCCGAUUAUGAACUUUCGUUGAGAGCCGACCUCGCUAGCAUGUCCGAAAGUCUGUCAACUGUAGCAAAUGAAGACAAUUGUGCCACAAUAAUGGCCGAGAUUUCUCAAUAUCUAAGGUUCGCCUCCCAGGUGUACCAGGGCAACCCUGAACAGAUGUCUCACAUGUUGAUUAUUGUCAUGGAGUUAUGGCAAAUGUUGGACCUCAUAAGCAUCAAGCUCUACCCAAUCAUGGCAGACUAUGAUCACGGAUUUCCAUCCGAUCUCUUCUACUCACUUCAAGCAGCGGCGUCUGAGGAGAUGCAAAGGAUCAGAGCGGUCGAAGUCUACUUGCAGGAUCGUCACGACAAAGCUUCGUACGGGAUUCGCGAUGUAUUUCAUCCGAAAUCAGGGCACUCUCUCGCCGUGCGUCUCUUCGACACUUUACCUCAUAUGCAACAAUGCAGAAUUCAAAUUCAUGCUGCUGAUGCAGCGAAAAGAAUGGAGAAGGAGGAAGAAUGGGAGAAAUUGCACGCGACUUACGACUCGCUUAUCAAGCAAAGAGCAGCAACGCGUUGCGUUCGAACCGAUUGUGAUGAUGAAGAGCAGCAUUUCAAGUGCUGUACCUCAUGCCUGUUCAGGCGAAAGGCAAGAAGAGUAAAAAUCAGCGUCCACGAAGCCUUCUUACCUGCGGAUGAUCUUGAGUCGAAAACUGUGGUUUGCGAGCUGUUGCUGCCUCGGGUGAUCGCCAUCUGGCGAGACACUACCUGGCGCAUACUUCAAAUUGGACAAGAUUUGGAUCAUUGUGGCGGAGCGGCAAAGCUCAAAGCAACUAAUUAUCCGGGUCUGUCGAAACAUGCCUACUUUUCGUCAAACACAGUGGCAUUGACCUCUAAAACGAAAGGAUUUGCCGCUACUCACUACAAGGAAACGACGUUCCCAGUAUUGAUGGAAAUGGUUUGCGUCCCGCAUGCUGGUAGGUAUAUCUACUAUGAUCACAAGAAUGGCGUAUCCAUCUCAGAUCUCUGCCGAAGCGAUGAAUUUGAACCAAGUUUUCGAGACCUCUGCGCUCCGAAAUUACCUUGUGACUCUGAUUACGACUCAGUCCGCCACUGUAUUCGUCCUUCCUUCAGUGAAGGAGCACAAUCACAUAAUCAGGUCAUCGCAAACCAAACAAGGUGUCCAAACAUUCUGACAGUGGCGGAGUUUUCGGCUUACCAGUCACUCCGCCUUGGAGGUCUGCUGCAGUGGCCUCAACUCCUUCGUGAACUCCAAUCAUCUAAUUUAUCGUUCAGUACAUUAGAAGUAGGCACACUCGUGAGCCAACUUGCACUCAUGGUCGGACCAGCAGAUGGAACGAGCUGGCUGAGAUCGACGCACUGGGUUUUCAUGGACGCCCAUUUCUGUGAGCAGCUGUUGAGGCGCAUUGAAAAUCGACUUCGUGAAAGUGCAAGUAAUUGGCGAGAGUGCCAGAUGGUUCACUCUAUGCUUAUACUACUCCUGAGAUCUCAUGCUUUGGCGGAGUCUCCCUCCAUCCGGAGCCAGGCGGCAACGCAAAUUUUCGCCAUUCGUGAUAUGACGCUAGGCUGGAUGAGAGAUCAGCGAAUACGGACCUGUAAUGCACCCGACAUUGAUACAGCUCAGAGAAGGGCUCAAGAGACUCUGUUGUCUGCACUCGUUUGCAGAAAAACUUUCCUUAUUGAGUCUGCCGAAUCGGCCGAUAUACUGGGAGGUGCCGCAUUUUCUUGUUUCGUUGAAUGCUCUAUCACCCUGAAAGAGAACUUGCCUUCUGAGGAUGAAGGCCAUAUCAGCAAAUUACCCAGACAUCUUCAGCACUUAUUCGUGAAUGACACUAAGAUGGUUCAUCGUCUCGAGCGUCGCCUGAAGUUGUCGCUAUACAGAUCUGACCACGCUAUCAACACAGCCAUAACUAACAUCUUAGCUGAAGCAGAGCAUUUUGGUGUUCGCUUUUACUCUUCAUGGAAUCUCAUGCCAGAUCGGAAUCAUUGUAUUUCAGCACAAUCAUAUCGGCGCAACGGCUUCAGUCAAACAAUGAUGUACGACUUGUUGAAAGGUGAUCUAUUCAUUGACGGACGUAUACAUGGAAGACUUCCGCCAUUGUACUCAAAGCAUCCUGCUUUUCGGAAGCUGUUGGGGGAUCGAGUACUCAUGACUUUACCAUCAGAUAUUGUAGGCAUGUCAUAUAGGCUUGUCAGCCCGCAUGAGGGCCACGAAGUCCAUUGCGGACUUCGCAACGAUCGCCUUGUGCUGAGGACUCGCCAACGUGGGAAGAUUCUCGAAUUCAUUCCUCCAGAAAUGUUCUUAGGGGCUAACAACACCCCAGAGCUGCCUUCAUCCUUGAUCGACCACCGCGUGCAUUGGUUGGAUAUUGAAAACCAAAUUGUCGAAAUCAGACCAGAUUCGACCGUGUGGCAAGCAAAAUGGAGCGACUGGAAACUGAACCUUAUUACCUGUGAAGCAUGGCGCAACAAGAAUGUUUCUCUCGUAGAGCCUCAAAGUCGAAUCUUUCACCAAAUCGCUUCCGUAUUGGAACCUUUUGAGUCACGUGCUAACAUUGUUGUGUAUCAGCCAGAGAGGAGGCAUUUGUCAGUUGAGCUUCCCGCACUUGGACUCAGAUUUGAAGUCAAUGGCAAUGGGUCUCUAGAGUCGGAACAGUUACGAGCAAUAGUAGAUACAGACCAGGAUGCUGGAACCUUGUACGGCCUACGGAAUAAAUUGGUUCUGCGUGAUCAAUUCAAUCCCAGUGAGCGGAGCAUUCUCAUUACCAUUGGCAAAAUAGAAAUAAAAGAAGGUCCUGGUCAUCAGAGAGUUGGAAUUGAUCAUGACAGAAUCUACGCACGCUUCCAUAUCAACAGCAUCCUUGGGCGCCUAGAAUGUGCGCCUGAACCUCGUUUGAUUUACUUCAUGGCUUUAUGUCAUGCUUUAACAUCUUCUGUACUUCCAGAUCCGCUUACAAAAAGGACGGGUACUGAUGAGGCCUUACAUCAGUUACGAGCAGGCAAAGCUCAGCCCUGGGAGCCGCUUGACAUGAAGUCGUAUAGCAUUCUACAAUUGAUCGCCGGGUUGACGCCGAUACGGCAAUACUAUCCUCGAGAGCUCAGGACUCUCGAAAGCGUUGCAUGGCAGCAAGACCUCCCUGUAGAGUUGCAGCACGACGAUUUCCGUGUGUUGGUGGAAAAUAUCUACAGUCAAUGUCGAGAAUUGAAAUUGUACAAUUCGUUCUUCGAUCAACCUCCUGAUAAGGACAUCAAAUCUGACGAGCAUCUGUUGAAUCGUGGCAAAUAUCGACGCGAUCGAUUCCGUGCCAAAAAUGAACAGUCCUCAGUGCAGAGCACCAAACGUCACUACGCUUCACGGAACUCUGAUGAAUCUGACGCUUUCCUGAACGCAUUUGAGGCUGCUUCAUUACUCAAAGACUGGACACACAUCAUGGCCUUGCCUUCAAAUUUCGCUAAGAUCGCUAAAGACUGGCCCCUGAUCCAGGGUUUUCAACAUGACAAAACUCCCCACUUGCUGUCAGAUUUGAUAAGCAUUGAUCUUGGCUUGACUUGGGGGUCGUUGUUUUUGACCUGUCUCUACGCAGACCGACAACAUGAUCAGUAUAAAUUAAUGUUUCUUCUAGCAGCUGUCGCUUUUAGAGACAAAGUUGACAUGUCGGUCAUAAGAUCCCUGGUCGCGGUUGCAACGACAUUUGAACCGGGAUCUAUCCAGCUUCCUAAAGCUUCGAGCUUUGAGCGGUUCUGCUACGGUCAAGUGCCGACGCUACGGUCGCUAUUAGACCUUAUUAAGCCACACUGCGAACCUUUCAGACUACCUCCGAUGACUCCCCAGACAAGUCUCUGGGAGCGUCAGCGGUUAGAGGCCGCGCGAGUUGACCACCAAAGACGCGCUACUGUAGGCUGCCAGACGCUUUCAAGAUGCAUACUCGACCAAUGGCCGUCAGCAGAGAUAGAGGUGUCGAUUGAGAUAGACCCUGAAAUCUUAGAUGUCGAGGGAGCUAUUGAAGCAGUUGAGCCAGAAUGGAAACGCAUGGCUGACAACUACACGUUCACAGAGUACGUUCAAUGGCUUCAGGAGCAUUUAGACCGGUGCAACGGCAGUAAUUCAACGCCGAGACCGAAAGCUAUUCAGGCGAAACGGACCUUUUACCCUCAGCUCCAGAAGUCCUAUGUAGCUCCGACUCUGGAAAGUUUACUUACUCGGUGUGGCGAAGUCUCAGAAAACGAAAGAUUGCAGUCAUCCUCAUCGCAAGACGCACAAAUGCCUAUCGUCUCGCAGCUCCUCAAGAAUAGAGCCGCAACUCAAUUGCCAGUUCAACCAACAUCUCGCAAAAAUAAUCCGUUAUACCAUGAGCUCGCUUCUAUCAUAAGGCCGUUUGCUAAAAGCAAUGAUCCUGUUAGCCAAGCUUAUGGUGCUGACCUCUUCAAGAGCCUUAAUGCCCUCAAAGCAUUACCACAAUCUAGCACCCAAUUAAGUCCGGCUCGAAAACUUGAGGUUGAUAUUGCGAUACUAAAUUCUCAUAUCGUCGCCACACAGGACAAGAUCGACGGCCUUCUUAACAAACUUCGCAAUGCCAUCACGGGUAAGCGACAGUGGCUUGCACGAGGCCAGCUGCUGCCAUACGUUACAACAACUUCGCUAUUGGAACAACUCCGUUCACGUGUUGUCAAUUCUCUAGAUGAAAUUCAGCAAGUCAUUGUUGAAUAUGGGCAAGGAAUUCAGCAUCUCCAGCGCUUGUACCGUAUCAAGAAUGUGCACAGGCUCAGUGACCAAAAAUUACUAGCUGAAGAAAUAUCUUGUUCAAGUCACACAGCCACAGAUAGCCAAAGCCUCGAUUGGUUCCUUCUUGAGAUCGAUUUCAACUUCAAGAUCCGAGCUGACCAAGUUGAGGUCGCAAAAGCCAUGAUUGUUCCACCAGAGAGGCACAAUUUCGUUCUCCAGAUGAACAUGGGUCAAGGCAAAUCGAGUGUCGUUAUCCCUGUUGUGGCUUCUGCCCUUGCUAAUGGAAAAAAAUUGGUUCGCGUAGUUGUGCCUAAGCCUUUACUCCGCCAGACGGCACAGUUGCUUCAAAGUCGUCUUGGCGGUCUCCUAGGGCGCAAGAUUCGGUAUGUGCCGUUCUCACGUCGUUCUCCAACGGAUGAGGAGCACAUUGAUAGAUAUUAUGGUCUACACACCGACAUUGUAGGAAGUAAAGGGGUAAUGCUAACUUUACCUGAGCAUAUACUAUCUUUCAAGCUGAGUGGUCAGCAAGCACUUCUUGACAGACAAGUCGAACAGGCAAAUCGCAUGAUUCAAAUGCAAAAUUGGCUUUCGCAGCAGUGCCGUGACAUUCUUGACGAAUGCGACCACAUGUUGGCUGUCAGAACACAGUUAAUCUACCCUUCGGGUACCAUGAGCCCUGUGGACGCCCAUCCUCACCGCUGGAAAUGUAUACAGAGCUUGCUACAAAUCGUGAAAGCUCAUUUACCAGGGCUUCGUCACGACCACCCCCAAGCCAUCGAGAUUAUUGAGCGUGGCGCCGGCGCAUUUCCAACUGUAUACAUACUCAAGGACGAUGUAAAGGUCUCUUUGACGAACAGAUUGGCAGACUCACUCUUGAAAGGAGAGGGAGGUCUGCUCCCUAUGACGGAGUACACGGAGGAGGAAAGUGUAGCCUUGAGUAACUUUUUCCGCUUUUCGGAGUUGACAGAAAGCGGUGCCGCGCAAUGUGCGCGCAUCUUUGAAGCGAAUAUCGAUACAUGGAAGGUUGUACUACUUCUUCGUGGCCUGUUGACACAUUCUAUAUUGCUCCUCGGCCUCAAUAAACGUUGGAACGUUCAGUAUGGACUACAUCCUCAGCGCGUGCCAGUUGCUGUCCCCUUCAAUGGUAAAGGCAUCCCUUCCGAACAAGCAGAGUAUGGGCAUCCGGAUGUCAGCAUCAUUCUGACGUGCCUAAGCUUUUACUAUGGCGGCCUUUCGUCUUCGCAGUUCCGGCAAGCUUUAACACAAUUGACGAAGUCGGAUGAGCCUGCAUCCGAGUAUGACUCGUGGACGCGCCAUGUUCCUUCUCUGGCAGCGGAAUUUGGCUCCUACACAUCAAUUAAUCUUGAGGAUGAAGCCCAAGGUGCUCUUCUCUGGAACGAGCUGAAACAUCAGAUGAGUGUCAUCAACUUCUACCUCAAUCACUUCGUUUUCCCACAAUAUGCUCGUGUCUUUGAUCGCAAGCUGGUGAGCUCGGGAUGGGAUAUAGCUCUUCCGGAUGCACAGACUAAGGCCGAUAAGACAUCAAAAGAUAAGCCGCAAAGGAAUGCUAAAUCUGACUUGGGCCUUAUCAAAGACUGCACAUCAGGUUCACUAACCGUCGGCUUCAGCGGCACCAACGAUAAUAAAGCUCUGUUGCCUAUGAACGUGCGUCAGAAUGAUCUCCCUGGACUUUCUCACACCAAUGCAGAGGUUCUGACCUAUCUAUUACAAAAGCGUAACAGAUCGUACGUUCCAGCAAUUGGUCGGCGUGGGAAUCGGUGGAGUGAAAAAGAUCUCUUGACGCAUCUCAGUAAUAACCGUAUUCGUAUGCUAGUGGACGCUGGGGCUCAGGUCAUAGAAUAUGAUAACAAGUCGCUUGCAGAAGCUUGGCUGAAUAUUGAUUAUGAAGCUGAAGCCGCCGUGUAUUUCGAGAAGGAUGGCAGUGCUUGGGCUCUCUAUAGGAAUAGCAGAAAUUUACCACUGGCGGCUUCCUCGGUCUCAAAUAACCUUAGCAGAUGCGUCGUCUACCUCGAUGAAGCGCAUACACGAGGAGUAGAUCUCAAGAUGCCCGUGUAUGCCGUGGCAGCCGUGACUCUUGGUCCUGGACAGACCAAGGACCACACAGUACAAGCGGCCAUGCGACUUCGCCAGCUUGCGACUACUCAAUCUGUAAUCUUCUUCGCGCCGCUAGAGGUACAUCAGAGUAUCAUCAACUAUCGUCACAAGAUGAGAAACGACGCUAUAGAUUCCAGUGACGUCAUAGCAUGGCUCCUGGAGCAGACGUGCUGCAACAUCAGGCAAUUUCAGCCAUUAUAUGUAAGCCAGGGGCAUGACUACUGCCUUCGCAAGGCAGCGGCAUGGAGAUACCCUAAAGUGACAACCGAUAAUACGCAUCUCGAGGAGUAUCUCAAGAUAUUGGAACAACCUGAACAAUAUUCCUUGGAGACUCUCUACGGAAGACGCGGUGGCAGUGCAGCCAAGCCUCUUCAUGCACCAGGGCACCCGAGGCUUACCACGUAUGUCAAUGAACUUGACGACAUCAAACGUCAUUUGAGCAAAUCUGGAAGUUCAACGCAGAUGCUUGCCUACCAGGAGGUCGAGCAGGAACGCGAAGUCGCCGUCGAGAUUGAGAACGUACGGGAGGUCAAGAAGCCUCAUCACGCUAUUGGAGCUCCACAACGACCUAGAGAUAAAGACGUGAGACAAUUCGCAAUCACAGGUAAUCUCAAUCCUGAAUCCCAAUCAUACACACAAGUUUUUGCGUCUCUCAGCAUGACAGAGUUGGGCAAGCGGUUUGGGGUGUCAAAAUCAGCCAUUCAGUCGAAAUUCUACGUGACGCACGAGUUUCUCAAGACCGUCGUGCUUCAGAGGAAUCGACCACGAGACGAGUAUAUACGUCCUGUUCAUUGGAUCUUGUGGAGUCCAGCCAGUGCAACCGCUCUGAUAAUUGCAGACUUCGAAGCCAAUGUACUGCUCCCUAUCUUGCGUCGCAACUCCGAAGGCAUCGCGCCAUGCCAUCUGAUUACCUACGCCGCGCCUGUUACACCAAAAAUGCUGGUCUUCGAUACUUUAGACUUCUAUGCCAUUCCCGCCAUGCCAGAAGACUGGCGUGCCCCAGCAUGGCUUGUAUGUGAACUAGGGAUUUUUAGUGGACGACUUUACUUUGAUUUUCAACAGCAGGCCCUUGCCGUGUAUGAAACGAUGGGUUUCUCCUCAAGGUUUAGCCUACCUAAAGGUGAUGCGUCCGCUAGUGAUGACACUCUGCCUGUCAAUGGAAUAAAUCAGCUACUUGGCGUCGCGACUCAAGAGCGGGAGAAGCGAGAAGCUUUCUCUCCCAAGCCGAGAGAGUUCAUGCAGGAGUGGUUGGCCCUACGUCGCAAGGGACAAGACUUCUCGCAGACCAUGAUGGGCUUGCUAUGUCGUGGACGGCUGCUCGACGGUGGGGUGGUUGUUGAGGAGGCUGUGGUGGAAGAGGUGGUGGAGGAAGUCUCGGAGGUGGAUGAAAUUGAUGGGAAGGAGUGGGAGGAUGAUAUGGUGGAUGGGGGUGAGGAUGAUAUGGUGGAUAGGGGUGAGGAUGAUGAGGGUGACAAGGGUGGAGAGGGAGGAAGUUAA
Bacidia gigantensis is the source of this 9642-nucleotide messenger RNA. RefSeq lists its product as uncharacterized. Lineage: Eukaryota; Fungi; Ascomycota; Lecanoromycetes; Lecanorales; Ramalinaceae. The record is from RefSeq and is a predicted model, not a curated record. The coding region runs from base 1 to 9642 and encodes 3213 amino acids. The transcript has 2 exons.